Molecule: messenger RNA, 6940 nt
Organism: Cydia splendana
Lineage: Eukaryota; Metazoa; Arthropoda; Insecta; Lepidoptera; Tortricidae
Gene: nej
Product: histone acetyltransferase p300-like
Exons: 25
Coding region: 483-6794 (2103 amino acids)
Biological process (GO): positive regulation of transcription by RNA polymerase II
Cellular component (GO): histone acetyltransferase complex; nucleus; transcription regulator complex
Molecular function (GO): transcription coactivator activity; protein binding; chromatin DNA binding
Source: RefSeq, a predicted model, not a curated record
GCGUAGAAAAAGUUUUCAUCAACAGCCGCCAUUUUGCGCUGGAGAGACUGAGAAGAAUUUCGGAAUUUGUCGUGUAAAUUUUCUGUUUUUUCUUACAUCAUUUUAUCAUAAACUAUACCAUUCCGUGCAUUUUAAAGUGUUAAGUGAAAUCGUGUUGUUGGAUCGCUAAAAUAAGUUCUAUAAAGUGGCAAAAAUCUGGUGAUAUUGUUUUCAUUCAUUGUGCUAGUUCCGACGGAAGAUGGUGAGAGGGUCUGUGUAGCUCUUCGAUUCGGAGCUUUGUAAUGGCGAAUACUUAGUGAGAAUUUGUAAUAUGUGCCUUCAAUGGUGCGAAGGACAUCGAACGAUCGGGAUGUGGGUGAAUUACAUUAUAAUGGAUGACAAAUCGCUUUAAAAUGUUAUUUCUUGAAAAUAUAAGACAUAAAAGUGUUCUUUGAAUCGGCGGGCCGAAUAUUGACGACGGCUUACGUUUAGUAAACAGAGCCAUGGCCGAUCAUCAUGUGGAUGAACCGCCGAACAAGCGGGCUAAAAUGAUCCGGGACCCUUUCCAGGGUCCCUCGGACGCCGCAGAUGGGUUUUCUAACCUUGACAUGUUCGACCUCGAGAACAACCUCCCAGACGAGCUCAUGGGGGGCUCGUGGGGCGAACAGACCGGCGUGCCGGGCCCCAAGCCCCCCGCGCAGGGCCCAGGGCCCGGGGGGCAGAUGGCCCCGCAGCAGCUCAAUGGAGACGAUCCCACUGCUGCAAUGCAGCGGCAAGUUCACAAUCACCUUAUACAACAAGGCAAGGCUGGCUUAGUUGGCCACAACAACCCGCUUGGAUUGGGUAGUUUAGGCAGCAAGAGUCCAAAUUUACAGUCUCCCCCUAAUGUUUCCGUGUCGAAGGACAUGAUGGGUGGCAUGCACCCACAACUAAUGCCAAAUACAAGUCAUCCAAAUCAACUACAUUCGACCAUGCCGAUGAACUCUAUUCAAGGUGGUAUGGUGGCAAAUGUAGGAGGCAAUAUGAUAGUGACUAAUAGUAAUAUGACCGGUGCUGGGAUGCUCGGGAGCGGCAUCAUCAACAACGUCAACAAACAGCUCCCGCUCAUGGGCAAUAACCAUCACGGGCCGCAGCACCAUCCGCACGCGCAGGCGAUGGGCAACGGCCCUUUGGGCGGGCGCGUGAACGCCCUGGCGCCGGCGAUGCGCGGCGCGCUGCCGCACCACGCGCGCAUGUCGGCGCCGAGCGGCGGCCACCCCAUCGCGCCCUACCACCCCGCGUACGGCACGUCGCCCGGCGCGCCCGGCGUGCAGCCGCAGCGGCCGCAGGGGCUGCGCUUCGGCGCGCCCGAGCAGCAGGGCGGCCAGGCGCCGCAGGCCGUGCCGCCCGCGCCCAGCCCGCAGACCCCCGGCGCGCCCGCCGGCGGACAGAGCCAGCCGCAGGCCGCCACACAAGGUGCGGCGCCGCCCGGUCCCGGCGGCCCCCAACAGGCGCCCUCGGGCUCCAUCGCGGACCCGGAGAAGCGCAAGCUCAUCCAGCAACAACUGGUGCUGCUGUUGCACGCGCACAAGUGCCAGCGCCGGGAGUCGCAGAACAACGGCGAGAUCUGGCAGUGCACGCUACCCCACUGCAAGACCAUGAAGGGUGUGCUCAACCAUAUGAUGUCUUGUCAAGCCGGCAAGAACUGCGCAGUGCCUCACUGCUCGUCGUCUCGACAAAUCAUAAACCACUGGAAACAUUGCAAUAAAAAUGACUGCCCCGUCUGCCUGCCCCUCAAACAGGCGGACCGGUCUAGAAAUAAUACACAAAUUAAUGCAGCCGCCUCCGCGCCGCACACGGGCGCGGCGCCCCCGGGCGUGGGUGCGGGGGUAGCGGGGGUGGCGGCGGCGGGCCCGGCACCCCCGCAGCCGGCGCCGGACAUGAAGCGCGCGUACGAGGCGCUGGGCAUCGCGUGCCCCACCAGCGUGGCCAUGUUCCCGCGCGCGCGCCUGCCCGGCCAGGUCGGCGUGCGCCCGCCGCUCACCGACGUGCAGCCCGGCCAGGGCCCCAUGCAGCAGCUCUUCCAGCACAACAUGCCCGACUCCAUGCAGCACCAGCAGCUGAUGGGAGCCGGCACAAUACAACUUCCCGGCGGCCCCGUCACCGCCAACCCCGUCUCUGGCACGAAGGAGUGGCACCAGUCUAUAACAGCCGAUCUCAGAAACCAUCUUGUUCAUAAACUGGUGCAAGCUAUCUUCCCAACGCCGGACCCCACAGCAAUGUUAGAUAAGAGAAUGCACAACCUAGUAGCGUACGCGAGGAAAGUCGAAGGCGACAUGUACGAGAUGGCCAGCACGCGCUCCGAGUACUACCACCUGCUGGCCGAGAAGAUAUACAAGAUACAGAAGGAGCUAGAAGAGAAGAGACAGAAGAGGAAGGAGCAGCAGUUACAAGCGCAGCAGCAGGGGCUGCAGCAGCCCGGCAUGCCUCCUGGUGGCAAGGUGAUGGCAGGCGCGCGGCCGCUGGGCCCGGGCGCGGGGCAGGCGGCGGGCCCGGGCGCCGGGCUGCCGCGGGCGGGCGCGCCGCUGGGCAUGCGCAUCCCGUCGCCCGGCAUGGGCGGGCUGCUGGCGGGCGGCCGCAUGGCGUUCCCCGCCGCGCCGCCCGGCCCCUCCCCCGGCCUGCCGCCCACGCCCAACGGCGCGCAGCCCGGCAUGUCGCCCUUCCAGGCCAUGGCCUCGCCCGCGCCGCCCUCCGUGCCCGCCCCGACCACCCCCGCCGUCGCCGCGCCGCAGUACGCGCCCGUGCAGACCAACGGGCCUGCGCUCGCGCAAGACCCCGCCCAGCAGCAGCAGCAGCAGCAGCAGCACCAGGUGCAAGCCGACCAAGCCAAGAUGCGACUAUCUGGCGGUCCGGCCGCCAGCCCCUUCAUGAACCACACGUUCGGGCGGGCGUCCCCCUCGCCGGGUGGGGUGGGGGUGGGGGUGGGGGUGAGCGUGCCUCCCCCCGCCACGCCGAGCACGCCGGCGCCGCCCACGCCCGCGCCCGCGCCGUCGCCGCCGCCCGACCCGGCGCCCGACGUGCGCGUCAAGGAGGAGCCCGCCGACCCCGACGCCGGCGGCAAGAACAUGCGCGACGACCCCGCCGACUCCGCCUCCGCCGCCGCCGCCGCCGGACCCCAGCCUCAGACCAAUGACGCCUUCGCCCCCGUCAAGCAGGAGAUGAAGCAAGAGAUUAAGACGGAGGUUAAAGAGGAGCCAGUGGAAGCCACGGGCAGCGUCGAAACGACCAGCGGUCCGAAGCGCAUAUUCGUGUUCAAACCCGAAGACCUACGCCAAGCGCUAAUGCCGACGCUAGAGAAACUAUUCCGCCUCGACGAGUCCGCGCCCUUCCGCCAGCCGGUGGAUGCGCAGGCCCUCGGCAUACCCGACUACUUCGACAUCGUCACCAAGCCCAUAGAUCUGUCCACCAUCAAGAUGAAACUCGACCGCGGCGAGUACAAGGACCCCUGGGAGUACGUCGACGAUGUCUGGCUCAUGUUCGAUAACGCGUGGCUUUAUAAUAGGAAGAAUUCGAGGGUCUACAGAUAUUGUACAAAGCUGUCGGAGGUGUUCGAGCAGGAGAUCGACCCGGUGAUGCAGAGCUUGGGCUACUGCUGCGGGCGGAAGUACACCUUCAACCCGCAGGUGCUGUGCUGCUACGGCAAGCAGCUCUGCACCAUCCCGAGGGACGCCAAGUACUUCAGCUACCAGAACAGUCUAAAAGCGUAUGGGGUUGUGUCCGAUAGAUACACCUUCUGCCAGAAAUGCUUCAACGACAUCCAGGGUGACACCGUCACGCUCGGCGACGAUCCCAUGCAGACGCAAACAGCGAUCAAAAAGGAUCAGUUCAAAGAGAUGAAGAACGACCAUCUGGAGCAAGAGCCAUUCGUAGUCUGCAUGGACUGCGGUCGGAAGCAGCACCAGAUCUGCGUGCUGCACCACGACUCCAUCUGGCCCCAGGGCUUCUGCUGUGAUAACUGCCUCAAGAAGAAGGGGGCGAAGAGAAAAGAUAACAAGUUCUGUGCUAAGAGGCUGCCCUCCUCCAAGCUCGGCCAGUAUAUAGAGACUAGAGUCAACAACUUCCUUAAGAAGAAAGAGGCCGGGUCGGGAGAGGUGCAUAUCAGGGUGGUGGCGUCGUCGGAUAAGAUGGUGGAAGUGAAGCCCGGCAUGCGCUCGAGGUUCGUGGACUCGGGCGAGCUGUGCGCCGAGUUCCCGUACCGGGCCAAGGCAUUGUUCGCAUUUGAGGAGGUCGACGGCGUCGACGUCUGCUUCUUUGGAAUGCAUGUUCAGGAAUACGGGAGCGAAAGUCCAUCACCGAACACGAGGCGCGUUUACAUAGCAUAUCUAGACUCGGUACACUUCUUCAACCCGCAGCAAUACCGGACGGCGGUGUACCACGAGAUACUAUUAGGUUACUUAGACUACGCCAAGCAACUCGGCUACACAAUGGCCCACAUCUGGGCCUGUCCGCCCUCAGAGGGUGACGACUACAUUUUCCACUGCCAUCCGCCUGAGCAAAAAAUACCCAAACCCAAAAGACUACAGGAGUGGUACAAGAAAAUGUUAGACAAGGGUAUUAUAGAGAGGAUAAUUUUAGACUACAAGGAUAUUCUUAAGCAAGCGAUGGAGGACAGUAUCUCGUCGGCGGCGGAGCUGCCGUAUUUCGAGGGGGACUUCUGGCCGAACGUGCUAGAGGAGUCCAUUAAGGAGCUCGAUCAGGAGGAAGAGGAGAAGAGAAAACAGGCUGAAGCCGCUGAGGCAGUGAUAUUCCAGUCGUCGGAGGACAACGAGGCAGGUCCCGACGGCAAGAAGAAGGGCCAGAAGAAAGCCAAGAAGUCGAACAAGUCGAAGGCGGCGCAGAGGAAGAACAGCAAGAAACAGAGCGACCAGCAGCAGGGCAGCGACCUCAGUGCGAAGAUAUUCGCGACGAUGGAGAAACACAAGGAGGUGUUCUUCGUCAUUAGGCUACAUUCCGCGCAGUCUGCUGCCAGCUUAGCGCCGAUCGGGGACCCCGACCCGCUGGUGAACUGCGAUCUCAUGGACGGCCGCGACGCCUUCCUCACCAUGGCGCGCGACCGCCACUACGAGUUCUCCUCCACGCGGCGCGCGCGCUUCUCCACGCUCUGCAUGCUCUACGAGCUGCACAACCAGGGCCAGGACAAGUUCGUCUACACCUGCAACUCGUGCAAGUCGCACGUCGAGACGCGCUACCACUGCACCGUCUGCGACGACUUCGACCUCUGCGUGCCCUGCUACGAGAAGGAGGGCCACCCGCACCGUAUGGAGAAGCUCGGACUCGACAUCGACGUCGGCUCCUCCCCCGGCGACAUGAAGCAGGCCAACCCGCAGGAGGCGCGCAAGCUCUCCAUCCAGCGCUGCAUCCAGUCCCUAGUGCACGCGUGCCAGUGCCGCGACGCAAACUGCCGCCUGCCCUCGUGCCAGAAGAUGAAGCGCGUCGUCGCGCACACCAAGAUCUGCAAGCGGAAGACGAAGGGCGACUGCCCGAUCUGCAAGCAGCUGAUCGCGCUGUGCUGCUACCACGCGAAGCACUGCCAGGAGACCAAGUGCUCGGUGCCGUUCUGCUCGAGCAUCAAGCAGAAGCUGAAGCAGCAGCAGGUGCAGCAGCGCGUGCAGCAGCAGCAGCUGCUGCGGCGGCGCAUGGCGGCCAUGAACACGCGCGGCAUGCCCCCCUCCGGCCCCAGCCCGCCGCCCGCGCCGGCGCUGGGCUCGCCGCCGCCCUCCAAGCCGCAGCCGCACGCGCUGCCCCACAACGUGCAGAAGGCGCUCCAGCAGGUGCAGGAAGAGGCGGCGCGGCAGCAGGCGCCGUCGUACGGCAAGCAGGCGGCCGCGGGCGCGCCGCGCGGCGCCGACUGGGCCGCGCGCUACCGCGCCGCCCAGCCGCCGCCGCUGCACCACCCGCUGCACCCGAGGCACGUGCACCCGGCCGUGCACCACCACCCCGCCGCGCUGCAGCAGCACCAGCACCUCGCCUCGCUGCAGCACCACACGCCGUUACAGCAACAGGCACAACAGCAGCAGCAGCAACAACAAGCGCAGCAGCAGCAGGUCGUGCAGCAGCAGCAGCAGCAGGCGGCGGCGCGGGUGGGCGCGGUGGCGGGCGCGGCCGGGGCGGGCGGCGCGGCGCCGCAGAUGCACCAGAAGGCGCUGCAGCAGCUCAUGGCCACGCUGCGCUCGCCCACCAGCCACAACCAGCAGCAGGAGAUCCUGCAGAUACUCAAGUCCAACCCGCCGCUCAUGGCCGCCUUCAUCAAGCAGCGACAGAACGCCCAGAACCAGCAAGCGGCUGGCAACGUGGGCGGCGUGGGCAACGUGAGCGGCGUCGGUGUCGGCGGCGGAGUCGGCGUCGGCUCGCUCGGCGUCGGCGCGCAGCAGCCGCUGCAGCACAUGAUGCAGCAGCCGCGCAUGCAGCCCAUGCAUCAGAUGCUGCCCCAGCAAGGACAGGUCGGCGGUCCCCCCGGAGGCGUCGGCGUGGGCUCGGUGGGGCCGGGCAUGGGCCCGGGGCCGGGCAUGGCGCACGGCGCGGGCUGGCUGCGCUCGGGCGUGGCGGCGGGCGUGGCGGCGGCGGGCGCGGUGCGGCCGUACGGCGUGCGGCACGGCGCGCGCUACUUCGGCGCCGGCGCGCUGCCGCGCAGCCCGCCCGCCUCCUCCCCGCGGCCGGCGGGCGAGCUGCUGCUGCUGCGGCAGUCGCCGGCGCCGCCGCAGCCGCACCCGCCGGACGAGCAGCUGCCGCCGAUGACGCCGCAGGACCAGCUGACCAAGUUCGUCGAACAGUUGUAGUGUACAUAGUGCCGCGCCCUGUAAAUAUAGCCGGCGCCCUAAGCCCGCCCCCGCCCUAUUUAUUUACGAUGAAAUUAUCGUUAGCGACGACUAAAUUAAGUAUUAUGAACGAAUCGAGCGCUCAAUGUACAAAUUGUAAAUAUGAG